AUGUAUAUUGUUGAUCUCACCGAGACACAAACUGCAGCAGAACGACGUCAUCGUGCCGUGUCCUCUGAGGCGUCAGAUACCCCCCGGCCCGCGCGUUCACUCGACCGGCAGGUCGUUCUCGAAGAAGACGAGUACACCGAGGCACUCUCCCAAAUCAUCGCACGCGACUUCUUCCCCUCGCUCGUACACCUCGACGCGACAAACAACUACCUCGACGCGCUCCGAUCCGAUGAUCCCCAGCUCAUCCAGGCUCUACCCACCCCGCUGCGCACGCCGCGGAGCGAGCGCGGCGAGCCCGCCGCGAAACGCGCGCGGUUCGACACGGACAUGAGCCUCGACGCCUUCACGCAGAUCCUCGCGGACGAGAACCGGCAGCGGCAGGAGCGGUACGGGUGGGCGUGGGCGGCCCAGCGGCGGCUUGCGGUUGUGUACGAGGACGACGAAGAGGAGGUGGAGGACUCAUUGAUGGGGCGCAUGCUACUAGUCCCGCGGUUGCGCCAAAGCCGAGCUCUGCUCUCUCAAGAUGCCGACGUCCUGGCACCCAAGAAGGACACGCGAUCGGCUGGGGUCGACGGAUGGGAGUUCAAGGCCAGUGCAAGUGCGACGGAACCGAAAGGUGCUCCGAAGGCGAUCAAGCACGGAAACACACGUCUGCCACAACAAGAUGACAAUUUAGACCAUUCCUUAUCCGCCCCUCCGAGUCCUACGCGGAGCCGGAUAGAUGCUGCGAUUGCUGGCACUCCAUGUGAGCACAGCUCUUUACGUUCUGUACUAGAGAUCUCAACGUCGGCUCUCAGAUCGCCCCGGUCACCAUCCAACAGCUCACACCCAUUGGUGCCUUCUGUCCCAUCGCCAACACCAUCCGAACUUGGCCCCGCGGCGGUAAAGCAGCUCAUGACGUGGGGUACGUUGAACGCUACGCCUCGGGUGUUGUCACAAUCGGACGAUCCAGUCGAUUUUCCGACUCCUGCAACACCAUUUCGAAUCGCGGAGCCGAGCUCUCGAGAGCGACUCUCGCACAAGAUGUCCACCGACGCUGCGAAAAGCCUGCGAGCCAAGGCGGGCUUGCUCAGCGGCAUGCCGCUGCUGUCUCGAUCCUCUGCUGGGAGCAGAGCGCGAAGAACGUCAAUGCCCCCGCCAUCGUUUACCCCACGCAAGUCGGAUGCUCCAGGAUCGCUCACGCCAGCGGCGAAGCGCCUUCUUGACAGAACUACGAUGGGUACAGCCGCCUCCAGGCGCGCAGACGCGAUGGGACGACUGGCAGGCUGGGAAGGGGACCGGAAAGAGAGGGAUCUACAGAGGGUCCGGUGGACACCGACGCCGAGUCCGGUUACAAGGCGAGCAUGA
Molecule: messenger RNA, 1347 nt
Organism: Epithele typhae
Lineage: Eukaryota; Fungi; Basidiomycota; Agaricomycetes; Polyporales; Epitheliaceae
Product: nuclear protein Es2-domain-containing protein
Exons: 8
Coding region: 1-1347 (448 amino acids)
Cellular component (GO): catalytic step 2 spliceosome
Source: RefSeq, a predicted model, not a curated record